UUUUUUUAGGCAUUUAGUUAACAGUAUAAGUUUUUCUUUUUGGAUCAAUGCUUCAAAUAAUAGAUUAAAAUAAAAGGUUACUCUAUGCUUUCAAUACUGAAGGCUCAGCCUAAAAUUAGUCUUCCUAUAUAAUGAAUGAAUGUGACUGUCUAGUUCCGACUUUGUCCUUUUCCAAUCAUAGACCAUCAUACAUGCACAUCCACACACACCCCUGUCCUUUUGUCACCAGGAAACCUGAGCUGCUGCUAUUUGUGGUGCUGGCAGGAUGCCGUAGCCAUUACGGGCUGUCUGUGCAGCGGGCUCUCGUAGAGAACUAUGGCUAGAUGAGCCGCCACUGCACCACAGUGUGGACCGCUGCCAAAAUGAACUCAGCAGCCUCUUUGGUUUGCCCUUUGGGUCAGCUUACACAGCAGUGCACCAUUCUGCUGAAAUCCCUGAAUUAAUGCAGAGAGGGAAGAAGAGGGGGAGGAAUGACUCAAGCGAAAAAGGAGACGCUGGUAUGCGGAGAGCAGCCCCCGGGUUUCUCAGCGUGGUCGUUCUCACACCACGUUCUCUGCCCAACCCCCUUCUCUCUCCUCAAGCCGUCUCCACUAUGCUUCCCCCGGUCGGAGAUCUGUCGGUCUGCUGCUAAGCAGCCCUGGCCGCUCAGUGGACAUGGACAUCAGCCAUGCCGCCCAGGUAAGCUCCGAAGUCCGGGCAGUGCGAACUCAGGAGAGGGCCCAGCUGCAAGAUCUCAAUGACCGAUUUGCAGGUUACAUUGAGCGCGUCCAUGAACUAGAACAGCAAAACCGUGCCCUGGAGGCUGAGCUGCUCCUGCUGAGGCAGAGGCAUGUGGAGCCUUCCCGCCUGAGGGGCCUUUACGAGCAGGAGAUCCGUGCUCUGAAAGCGGCCGUCGAUGAGGCACGCAUGGAGAGGCAGGCUGCACUGAGCCACCGAGAGAGUAUGGAAAAUGCGUUGCGGAGCCUGCAGGCCAGCUACGAGGAAGAGGUGGUUGCCCGCGAGGACACCGAAGGCAGGCUUCUGGAGGCCCGCAAGGAGGCCGACGACGGCGCUCUGGCUCAGGUGGAGCUGGAGAAAAAGGUUGAUACGUUGCUAAAUGAGUUGGCCUUCCUGAAGAAGGUCCAUGAGGGUGAAAUCUCAGAGUUGCAGGCCCAGAUUCAAUAUGGAGCCCAGAUCGCCAUUGAGGCAGAGACUGCCAAGCCUGAUUUGUCCAGUGCCCUACGUGACAUCCGAGCCCAGUAUGAGAAGCUGGCAGCCAAGAACAUCCAGUCAGCUGAAGAAUGGUUCCGUGGGAAGAUGGGCCACCUGACAGAGAGUGUGGCACACCACACUGAUGCAGUGAGGAACUCCAAGGAUGAGGCGGGAGAGUAUCGGCGCCAACUUCAGGCAUGUGUCCUUGAGAUUGAUGCCUGCAAGGGGCUGAAUGAGUCUCUGGAGAAGCAGCUGAGGGAGAUGGAGGACAAGCAGAGUGCAGAGAUUGCUGCCAUGCAGGAUGCAAUCGGUGACCUUGAGGAUGAACUUCGAGCCACUAAGAGUGAAAUGGCGAGAUACCUUAAAGAGUACCAGGAUCUUCUCAAUGUCAAGAUGGCCCUUGAUAUUGAGAUAGCUGCUUACAGGAAGUUGCUUGAGGGGGAGGAGUCUCGCUUCAAUGUGGGUGUGGGAGGUUUGGUCGGUGCCUACUCUGUUGGUCCCGUCUAUUCCCGACCCAUGUUCUCACUGUCAUCCCUGAGCUCUGGUGCCCCCUACCUGUUUGGAUCCCGCCUGGUUAGUGCAUCCCUCUCAGCCGAUGAGGCUAUCACAUCCAGUCAAGCUCAAGAAGCUGCUGCCAGUCCUACUAAGGAAGUAGAAGAAGAGGAGAAAGUGGAGGAGGAGGAAGUAAAGGAAGAGGAAGUGGAAGAGAAGGAGGAAGAAGAAGAAACAAAGGAGGAAGAGGAAGGUGCUGAACAGGAAGAGGAAGCUGGAGCAGAGGAAGAGGAAGCUGCAGCAGAGGAAGAGGAAGCUGCAGCAGAGGAAGAGGAAACUGCAGCAGAGGAAGAAGAAAAAGGAGACAAGGAAGAGGAGACUGAAGAAAAAGAUGAUGUUAAAGGGGAAGAAGGGGAAGGAGAUGAAAAAGAGGGAGAUGGUAAAGAGGGUGAGCAGAAAGAGGGAGAGGAGGAAGAGGGAGAGAAAGGUGAGGAGGAGGAAGUGGCUGCAGAGGAGGAUACUGAGACAGAGAAAAGUGAGGAGAAAGCUGACACAAGUGCUGAUAAGCCCAAAGAGGAUACAGAGACAGACAAGGAAGACACUAAAACAGAAAAAGACAAGGUAGAGAAGGAAACCGAGAAGGCAAAAGUUGAGCCUAAGGCUGAAAAAACCAAAGAGGAAGUCAAAACUGAACCAGCCAAAGAGAAAGCCAAGGAGAAAAGUGAACCUGUACCUGAACCAGAGUCAAAGGAUAAAGGGAAGGAAGAGCCAGAGAAACCCAAAGCUAAAGAAAAGGCAGAGCCAGAAAAGCCGAAGGGAAAAGAUGAAGGUGAGAAAGGCAAGAGUGAGAAAAAGGAAAGUGUAAAGCAGGAAAAGGGAAAAGAGGAGGCUGAGAAACCCAAGGGGAAGAAGUAAUGAGUAUGAUCUUUAAAAGCACAAAUAUCAGUAGCCUGACCUGCUUCUCUAGUUCUCCUUAAGUCUAUAUCUAUUAACAUGCCUUGAUCAAUGGUGCUCAGAGCAAACUGCAAUACAAUGUUUGAAACCACAGUCAACUUUAUCAGCAUUUAAAACAUAAUGAUUGUCUGAUGUCGCUGUUGAUGAUCUACAUAUCUGAGUGAAUGUAUGCUUGUGAAGUAGAUUAUAUUUUUGAAUGAAGCAUCGGUCUUGCAAUUGUAAAAAAAGUGAAUAUUUGCUGCCAGUGCAAUAAAAACAUGCUUCUUGAUGAUCCAAAAAA
Molecule: messenger RNA, 2917 nt
Organism: Carassius gibelio (silver crucian carp)
Lineage: Eukaryota; Metazoa; Chordata; Actinopteri; Cypriniformes; Cyprinidae
Product: neurofilament light polypeptide-like
Exons: 5
Coding region: 655-2598 (647 amino acids)
Biological process (GO): neurofilament bundle assembly
Cellular component (GO): postsynaptic intermediate filament cytoskeleton; intermediate filament; cytoplasm
Molecular function (GO): structural constituent of postsynaptic intermediate filament cytoskeleton
Source: RefSeq, a predicted model, not a curated record